AGCGACCACACACAAAGAAAGCGACAAAAGGUACACAAAAGAACAUAGAAGUUGAAAUACAAUAUAAGUACCUUUCUUUAUUAGAGUUGAAGACGAACCUCCAACCUCGAACAUGAAGACUCCUCGCCUGAUGUCAGCACUAGCCUCUGUUUAUCUGUGUUGAGGUGAAGGUUCUUUUAAACGUCUGACCUUCUCACCCCCUGACUAUAUAUAAGAACCCACCGCGACAACGACAAGAUGGCGAUGGCAAUGGCAGAGUCGCAGGUGCACGUCUUCCGCAAGAAGCUCGGGAAGCUCGCGGAUUUCGUGGGACCUGACGACAUGGAUGUGGAGCAGGUUAGCUCCAGCUCCACCGGCACCGCAAAUCCGAAUUCGCAACAGGAGGUCUUAUUCAAAGAAUUCUUUUCCAGCAACUUCUCGCGAACCCUCGCACAGGUGAAGGAUGUGAAGAAGCUCGAAUUUGCGCAGGAAUUGGACAAGCAUCUGCACGCAAAGUUUGACCCAAUAACUCAAGUUCCCUACCUCGACUGUUUGGUCUCGUUUCUGAUCAAAGGGAAGGACAUGCCGGAAACGCAUGAGAAAGCGCGUAGGUGCGUGCAAAAGGUUCUCGACAGGAUGGACUUUGACACCGAUGUGCCGGAUGAAUACCACAUGAACCCAAAGGCAGACAAGAACGAUCUCAUGGCCGGGUUUCUGGCGGCUGCGCAAACGAAUGCGCAGCUGAGUCUGAAGGACUACUUGCCAGACCACACCACCACCUCAAAAGCGUUGAAGGAGAUAGAGGGAGCGGCUUUUACGCAGGUAUCUCAUAUUGGAAAAUAAAAAAUAAUACCGACCAUAGGAGCAGCGUGUACUGUGUCGUGUAUUGAUGAAUGUAUCGCUGUUUCAUCACCUUCAUCACAUGAAGAUCGCUUUUGCAUGCAGCUUGUUCUCUUCCUUAUAGAUGCUAUAUCGAAGCUUUUCUUCUUUUAGUUUGCUCGUACACUACAUAGUUGUAGUUGCAGGUCUUUCUCUGGAACGUAUACUCAGGUAUGGAGCGUCUUGGGCAAGGAUGACCAGACGACCUUCACCAAGGACAUCCUCGCGAAAACGUACGUGGUAAACCUGACGGUGCAACGGGAAAUCGUGCAGCGCAUCGCACCCGCAAGGGAGUAUGUCGAGAAGGAGAUCGUGUUCACGACGUCCCAACUGAACAGUUGGCUGAAGCACGUGCCCAAGUAUCCCGCGACGCCCCACGUCCUCGGCGACUUGUUUCUCCUCUGCCUAAAGUCGAAGAACUGCCCCCUGUACCGCGCGAUCACCGACAAGGUGGCGCGGGAGCGGUUUCUGAUCGCCAUUUCCCUAGCAGUCCAUCUAGUGUUGGACGGCAAGGGGACCAACGCGUGGCUCUGCGUCGCAAAUCCGAUUCUGCGCAGGCAAGCCUACGACCUGCAGCACCGAUUCUUCAAUGUCAACGGGAAUAUGGUCAUGGGUACUGAGCCUUUUUUUUGCUUUCUUCGACGAUGGUCUACUUUUGUUCCAUGGGUGGAUCAUGUCGGUGGAUUCAAGCGACACCGAAGCAGCAAGUGCAUUGCCGAAAAACUUCAUCUUUGACCACGAUACUUCAAACAAAGAUGUUCGAAUGGAAAUGAACUUGGAUUUAUAUCAAAAAAUCUAUUCAAAAUAGCUGCAUGGCUGAAGUCGCGGAUAGAGACGCUGAACAAGGAGCUGAUCACGAAUCUGGUUGAAAAGCCGGGCAAUCUGGACGUCUACAGCCAUUUGCUGCCCUUGUUCAAGAAAAAGUUUGAACCGACGGAGGGCAAGAAGGAUCAGUCGGCCAUUGGGAAGAGCAAGGAUGAACGGGAGAAGGACAUGCCCACGUCCACACUAUUGCCCCCAAUGGCAGCAGGCGACCCGCCAGACAAGGGCUGGGUGCCAUCUGACUUGGUGAUUCGCGACCUGGAGCAGGUUCUGCUCCAGUUCGUGGAAACGUUCAUGCAGGUACUCCCGUGAGCAUGCAGCUUUAAGGACCUGCUUACACAUAGCUUUUGUUUGUUCUGUUUCACUUUGUUUCAAUAGCGAUCGUUUUUGUGCUGACACUAUUUGCUGCAACAAUGUUCUUCACUUGAAUUAUUUUUAUUUCUUAUGAUCGAAAGAGAAAGACCCCACUCUCUCAUCUCUCACUCACAGGACCGUUGGUUUUGCCCACACCACGUUCUCAGCCUCCCUCCCAUCCUAAAAGUUUUCAGUCACUACGGACUCAUCGAGCUCAGCCGCAUGGAGGGCUCCAGCAUCAUUAAGGUCCGACGUCCUCCGCCACAGGACCCCUCUGCAGCCGGAGCUCCCGGCACCGUGGGGGCGAACAAUCCCGGCGCAGCCUCUGCUACGAACAACCCGAACGCGCCUGCAGGGACGCAUCCCGCGCCGUUCGGAUCCCACCCGGCGGUCUUCGGCCAUGGGCAAAUCAUUGGUCCGCCGCCCGGGAUGGCACCUGGCGAAAUGCCACUGUACAUCCAACCCGACGGCACGAAGGGCCCGGGGAAGCCGUUCAAAGGCGGUAUACCGCCACCGGGGUUCAAGGGCGGCAUGAUGAUACCGCCGGGCAUGGCAGUGCCUCCCGGUGGCUUUGGCGGCGGUUUUCCCCCAGGCUAUCGCGGUCUGCCCGGCGCGAAGGGCGGUUUUGGACUUGUCCCUGGGCAGAUGGGAAUGGUGCCCGGAUAUCCGCAGAUACCACCCGGCGCCGCACCUCCAGGAUUGGCCCAGCCGCCGCCCGGAUCGUUUCACCCCUCGGCAUCUUCUACCGGCGUACAGCCCCCCUUGCAGUCCAAGGCGAUACCCCCGCACCUCGCCUCGCAACUGGCGCAACAGGAGCAGCUGCAGCAGCAGCGCCCGAAGUACAUGACGAAGGCGGAGUUGAACGACUUUUCACCGCAGAACAUCGUGGACUUGCUCGUACGCGAGGUCUUUUUGAAGUAUCUGAACGAGAACGAAUCCUGGGGCCUGAAAGACUCCGUGUUGGAACUCACGAAAGUUCCCCAGAUGGACGACUCCUGGAUGAUAUGCGGCAUCGAAGUCACGUUGCAGGCACGGGAUGGGCAGCUGUUUGUGUACAAAUCUAACGCCGCAACGAGAAAUAUGAGCAUCCAAGACUGGAUCGACAAUGAUCUGUGCAACACACUGAUCGCGAAGGGGUUGAAGGCGCCAACCAGAGGUAUACGACAUGGUUUGGCGAUUGAUGAAGUACAGUUGUGUGGCCACAUUUAUUGGCUUUGCAUGAUCAUUUUGUGUUUUGUUUUGGUCUUGCCACUUUUGUUGUACCAGUAGCUCACACUGACCCCCUGGAAGCGAAUAGCGGCUGCGAGUCACAACUUGAACUACCUACUCGGUCUUACCACAGGUCUCGCAACAAAGCUCGGCGAAACGGGUAUCGGCACCAAAGUCGUUGCUGGCCCCGGCGAACUACCCCCGCCCAUCGAGAAUGACGACGCUGCGGUUUUGGAUCCAAUUUCAGGCAUGCUCGUGAAGAACGGAUUGAUCUUCUCCACGUCUGACAGGUACAGAAUCUUAAACGACGUUAGUUUUGUCGUUUUAUAUACUUAUUUCGCCGGUGCACGACCGCAAUCAACGAUAUCAUAUAUAUUGUUCUGUGUCAGGACGCAGAAUUGGGCACCCGUUUGCUGCUAUGUGUGUGAAGUGCAAAUUUGAAUUCAUCUUCGAUCGGAUACCACAGGGUCGUUCCCAUCAACUCUGGCGACGAUCCUGGUUUCGUUCCUGCGUCUGAGAAGCAGCAAGAUUUGAAGCCUUUUAGCAGCGGUGACGACGACCAAGACCACGGUCCGAAUUCCGCCGCUUUUGCACAGUCCGGCCUCCCCGAUUUGGACAAAGCAAUUUUCCCAGACUCGCUUUGGGAGGACCAGCAGACGCUCGGCGCGCUGGUGCGGCAUCUGGUGAAGAAGAAAAUCUGCGACGAAGAGUGGAAGGCGCUGUGUCUCAGGUACGACUUCAAGGACGCGUCGGCGCAGGACCCGCGGAGGCACCAGGCCAACACGCUGAAGCUAUCAAAUGUAAAAAUGUCUGGGUCUGGAAGGUUGAAACUUGUGAUGCGCAUUUCAGAACACAGAAAAAUCUCUCAUGCAUGGGCAGCAAAAGUUGCCCACUUUCUGUCACCAAAAUCAGGGAUUUGUCAUGCGGAUUCGGCAUUGCGACUGCUUCGCGAAACCUGUAAUGCUAGAGCUUCCAUGCCAGACCUUCUGUGUCAUGCAAAAACAGCAUGACUCUUCCAGACCCAGACACUUUUACAUUUGAUAGAAGCACUUCAUUACGGAUACCAUGAAAAAGGACAAAAUCAGUGGCGAGAAGAACAUGGUCUCCAUGUGCGCGGAUUUCCUGACCGCCGAGAAAGAGAAGAAGAACAAGCGCGAAAAGGCGGCCGCGGACAAGAAGAGGGCCGCGGAAGAGAAGAAAAGAGAGAAAGAAGAGAAGGACAAGGAGAAAGAGAAGCGGGGACGAAAAAAGCGGAAACGCGGCGACGACAGCGACUCUGACGCUGAAAAGGACAACAAGCCGGCGAAGCGGGGGGCGAAAAAAGUCACGCCAUGACCUUUUUUCCAAGCGACCUGUUUUCUGCUGGCGAAGAUCCUUCACUACGGCAUCACAGUUUGUUUCACCGAACGAAACCGUCCCACGACCACGUGUUUGCUGUGCCGCUCCCUGGAAGAGCAGCAACUCCUACAAAGAAUUGGCAGUCGAUCUCGCGACGGAGGUUGCCACGUCUUGUGCGACAUUGUUAAAACCGCAACGAUGUUUCGUGUGAACAACGGUUUCAGCAGCGUCGAACAAGGCCAGGGCCAUCCACUUGACAUGAUCCAGUAUUUUGCUAAAACAUGCGCUGUAUGGCUGCGCGAUUGCUGGUAGGCACCGCGCGAACUCGUGACAAUUAUAUUACAACAAGGAUCUUUAUCUGCCACUUCCUCGAUAGAAGCGGAGGCGGAUGAGACUGGUGUGGAAAAAUUUUCUCAUGUGUUGCGAAGUAAGGGGAGACCACGGAAGGCGAGCUCAAAGAAAAUGUUGCUCGCGCAUCAGCGUAACAAAGAAAAGCGCGCACAGAGCGGCUCGAUCUAUACUACUU
This is a messenger RNA of Amoebophrya sp. A120, 5107 nucleotides long. NCBI's taxonomy places the organism in Eukaryota, Dinophyceae, Syndiniales, Amoebophryaceae. The record is from the annotation of a GenBank genome assembly.